This is a messenger RNA of Andrographis paniculata, 3133 nucleotides long. RefSeq lists its product as uncharacterized. Gene Ontology annotation, cellular component: membrane. The record is from RefSeq and is a predicted model, not a curated record. Gene Ontology annotation, biological process: protein ubiquitination. The transcript has 8 exons. Lineage: Eukaryota; Viridiplantae; Streptophyta; Magnoliopsida; Lamiales; Acanthaceae. The coding region runs from base 413 to 1255 and encodes 280 amino acids. Gene Ontology annotation, molecular function: zinc ion binding; ubiquitin-protein transferase activity.
UUGGGGAGAAUGAAAUGUUAAAGCUUUAAAGGGAAGGAGAAAUGAGAAGACUAAUCCCAAACCCAGUAAAAGGAAAUCUCUAUAUUAUCCCAAAACGCGCUUACUGAACUAGAUAAGUGCUCAGCACAUAUUUCGACCUUAAUUUUCUCCUUGGUUGGGCGAUAGAUUCGCGAUUUCUUUCUCCGUUGGUUCCCAAAUUUGGUUCUUUUCUCAGGUUUUAAAAACGACGAAUAAAGAGGAAAGCAGAGCUUAUGGUCGAAAAUACAUAGUCAUAACAAUAACAAUCUUUGUGAAUAAUUCGGAAAAGGGCGUGGGCGUUCAAUCGAUUGUAAUCUCGAGGGGUUUGUGUUGGCGUAUUGCGUCGAGGAUUUCUUGCGGGUUUUUGUUUCCGGAAGCUUGAAAAAAUCCGUAAAUGGGCGAACAUUUGGUGGUGAAUGUGGACCAGUUACCACCGCCUGAGGCCGCCGGGACAAGUCAAUCGCUUCCUCGCGGCGGCGCUUGUGACCCCCCGCCGCCAGGCGGCACGGUGGCGGUGGGCGUAGACAAUGAAGAUGCAGAUGAACAGGCCCCUUUGAUAGGGAUGGGGGAGUGCAGAAUCUGCCAGGAGGAGGACUCCCUCGACAAUUUGGAGCGACCUUGUGCCUGUAGCUGGAGUCUUAUGUAUGCCCACAGAAAAUGCGUCCAGCACUGGUGCGACGAGAAGGGAGACAUUACUUGCGAGAUUUGUCAUCAGCCGUAUCAGCCAGGUUAUACUACGCCGCCGCGACCUCCAUCUGACGAGACUACGAUUGACAUUAGCGGAGUUUGGCGGAUUUCUGAUGCUCCAAUGGAUAUACACGAUCCUCGUUUUCUGGCCAUUGCUGAUGCUGAGCGGCAGUUUCUUGAAUCUGAAUACGAUGACUAUAAUGGCAUGAACACAAGUGGCACAGCCUUUUGUCGAUCAGCUGUGCUAAUUUUGAUGGCUCUUUUGCUACUGCGGCAUGCUGUAUCCCUCGCCGAUGAUGGUGAUGCAGAGGGUGAUGGGGCUGAAGACGCAUCAACAUUCUUCUCUCUAUUAUUGCUCCGGGCAGUCGGGUUCCUUCUGCCUUGCUACAUCAUGAUCUGGGCAAUCAACAUCCUGCAGCGCCGUAGGCAAAGACAGGAGGCUGCAGCUCUGUCUGCUGCGCGGUUAGCCAUCAUUGUUCAAGCUGCCGAAAGAAGAGGACUAAUUGUAGCAUCAGCUACGCCAGCACAGGCCAAUCCUCGCACAGGGUAACUUCUACUUUGCCCUUUACACCGUUGUUGGUGACAAAAGGUGUCCAAUGAUGAUCAAACAAUGACAAUGACAUGUUUCUCUUCCUUUUGUUGUCAUUAUGUGUGUACAAAUUUUAGUCCAAUCGAUCUUAGACUGAACUGAACCCAUUUGGGUAGACUGUACGACCAAUUGGCGUAAAACAGUCAAAUCUGUGCCUUGUUUGACAGAAUGAGAAUGUUCAUUUCUCCCUAAAUUAAGUAGAACAGGUGAACAAUAUGUAGAUAGAUAGAUAGGAUUCUAUAUCUAUAGCGGAUACGACUGCGUGCAGCAACGCAGGGGCAUACAUUGCUUGACGUAUUGUACAUUCUAGCCUAACAUAGAUUAGAUUGGUAAAAGAUUACAAAAACACUUUUGAACAUAGUUCAGAAUAUUAGAAGGCAGGGAAUAAGUUCACUCAUGUGAUCUUUCGACAUCAGGCUGUUCAAUUAGGUCCACCGCAUAUUGUCUCUUCGAGACACCACCGAAUCUUGCAAUAUUAACACUCUAGAAGCAAGUAAUCUCUCGGCAUGUGAUUUAUCUCUGAUUACUGAUGCAUGAAAAUUUAAAAUUAAAUUAAAUUAAACAGCAGCAUAUAUAAAGCUAAAGUUUGGAUCUUUUCUUUAUGUUGUGUGUUGAGAGAAGAUGUUCUAUUCCGCCUGACUGUUUUUGUGGCUGCUCAAAACCAGAAGUAAACAAUUUGGAAAAGAUGCUUAGCUUCUUGAGGGUGUUGUUCCAAUCACCUUUAUUCAUCUCAAUGAUAUUUAUUACUACUUUGUUUUUCUAUAGCAGCAGUAGAAGCAGCUUUAAUUUUGGUUAAAACUUUUCGAUGCAUGAUUAGGAGUGAAUCCGAAACUCUAGAAUGGAUUCUGGGCCCUUAAUUGUCGCUUUAAUCUUUAUGCAUUCCAUUCAAUUCAAUUCUCUUCCCCUUCGUUUUUACUUAAGGAAUAGAACAUAGGAAGAGACACAGGGCUGCCUACACCUCUUACAACAUCGAUCCCUCCUUAUAUUCUUCUUACAACCAAGUCAUAAAACCCGAAGUUGUUAUUUUUUCGCGCUUUCUCAGAAAGAAAGACACCAUGGUUGUGUAUAUCCUUAGGGUACUUGCGUUGUUCGUUUGUGCUUUUGUCUUGGCUUUUGUGUUGUCGUUGCACGAUGGGAGAAGUGGCGGGGUUGCUCUCGGACAAGGUAGAGCGGAUCGAGUAGUAUUAGGGAGGGAUCAUUGGCGUUUGCUGAAGGGACAUGGCAAGAACAGCUUGAGUACAAAAAAGAAACAAGUGCCGGAAAAUAGCGAAUUCGACUCGAACCAUUCGAGCAUGAGAAAAGUUCGAAGAGGGUCGGAUCCUAUCCACAACAGAACUUGACCAAGUUAGCAAUGGCCUGCCUGCUGACGAUUUAGACGCAGAAAUGCGGGCAUAGGCGUGCUGACCUGACCUCAACUACCCUAAGGUGUACCAUAUGGUUCGUUCGUUGUCUUUCGCGUUGAAGAUUUUGUGUAGCGCUAUGUGUUGUAUAUAUGUCGUAGAACCAACCGAAUCCGCGGAGCUGUUGCAAAAGCCAACUUCUCAACCAUAAAGAAUCCGAUCGAGGAUCAAGAGAAAAGAAGCCAGGGCAUACGAUACGAGGUUUUCGACUUGACGGAUUUGAUCAGUUGGGAUUGAUUUCUCUUAUCAUCAUCAUAUCAUUGUAAGAGUUUCUUAUUAGUUUGUCCGAAUCUCUUUUAUGUCAUACAUACAUUCGAUCGAAUUGCCAUGGGUUGUGAGAAAAACAUGCUCUUUUUUUUUCUUUCAACUUGUUGUAUUACUGUACGUACGUAAAUAACUUGUAAUAAACACAACACUCGAAUCAUAAGUUAUUAAUCUA